Molecule: messenger RNA, 3057 nt
Organism: Odocoileus virginianus texanus
Lineage: Eukaryota; Metazoa; Chordata; Mammalia; Artiodactyla; Cervidae
Source: RefSeq, a predicted model, not a curated record
AAGGUAGGCCACACUCCUGGAGGCAGAAACAUUUCACAAGAAAACUGACUAGAGAGUUGGAGUAAACAUAGAGACAUGGACAGUGGUCAGUGUCUGCUCUCAAUACUCCAGAUAAUUCUAUCAAGUUCCCUCUAAUGAAAAUAAUAAGUGGACCCUGCCUAAUAGUCAGGAGGGACUCUCCCUGACAGGCGCCAGCUGCUCCCCACCCCCCAACACAAGAGGCUGUUUGGAGCAGAGAGAUGUCCAGAACUAUGGUCCAGAUUUGAUGUCACCUAGGAUACACUUUGGAGGUGCUUAUAUCCUGGGUCUGUACAGUUGAUGCUGUCUGACCCCUGAGAGAACUCUGUGCACUUCAGAAGCACCAAGCAGGGCAAAGGGUCUGCCAGAUGUGCAGUUCGAGUUUGGGAAUCAACAGAUCCAGUUCCAGAACCACACCUGCCAAGAGCCACAUGCCCAGGUAUUCUCCAUUAUAGUCCAUUGAAAACACAACCUCAGGCAUCUUUCGAAGAUUGGGGCAGGAAAGCACAGGCUGCACAAGCUGUAAACUCUUUGUAGACCUAGGCAAAGGGUGUGGGCAAGCACACCGUUUAAGGGAGACCUGCCGUAGCUGUGGGUAUGACGGCCAGACUCCUCAGCCUCAGCUAACUUAUCCUUGGUGCCCUAGUUGAAUCAUGAUGGAUGCCAAGUAUGUCCUAUGUGUUUGGAAAGGCCGCUUUUGGCCCGCCAAGGUCUUGUCUAGACCCAGAGCCUCAGCACAACAGAAGAGAAAAAGGGCCCUUUCUCUGGAAGUUCAAAUACUCUCAGUAGAUGAAAAAAUCAGAGUGAAAAGAACAAAGAUAAAGACCCUAAAACUGUCCAUGAUUGAAUCCAUUGCCACCUCACUAGCAGCCCACCCAGAGCCCAGUGCCCCAGAAGAAGAGGAAAUGACCUACAUAUCUGCUAUUACAAUGGCCUGGGACCUUCUGAAUAAGAGUGGAAAUUGCACUCCAGCAAGAGUCGUGGGUGAUCCAGAGUCCAAGAUGCAGUCUCCAAGGAGACUGCAAAAGCAACAUCGUAGAAGUCAUCAGGAGCCCAGUACGGGCCUACGGAGGAGUGUGAGGAAAAGGAAAAGCUCCAAAUCACCCAUGGUACCUUCAGAGAGGGAGGAUGCCCCAUAUGGCGACAAGUCACAGGUGUGCACACUCGUUGCCCUGAUCCCAAGCAACAUGCAAACAGAGUCAUCUCAGAGCCCCAGGGUGCAUCCAAACUUCCCAUCACUUUCAGAAGAUGCCCAUGAGAAAGAGGGCAAGGAAAAGGGGGACGCCUCAAAAGUUAUGUCCUUGCCCUGUACAGUGAAGGAGGUGGGUGUAGAUGUUAGAGGUGGAUGCGUGCUUCCAUCACUUACACCGGGUUUCAUCCCCACUGUGCCCAAGGCUCUGGAAGAGGGGGUGCACAACACCUGCCAAAAGUCCCUGGCUGUGUACCCUGAACAUGCUACCUCCUCGGGGAAUGUUGACCCUGGAGAGGGCACCUGCAACUCUGGCUUGGAAGGCUCAGCAGCAUCCUCCAGUGCCCCUAACCUGAGCCUGCAUUAUUCACUCCACCUAGCAAACAGAAAAAGGAAGCUGCAGGCCCCAGGGUGUGAGGAAGAGUGGCAAGAAUCUCAACCCUCAGCUGGCUCAAAGGCUAUUAAGCCCACCAGUGCCAUUAAGAAGGGCGGGGGCAAGGAAGCGGGACAGCUGACAAGCAUGGUGUUCCCAGGGGAGACAUGUCCCAUUGAGAGAGGAAUGCUGGUCUGGUUUAAGUUUCAGAAUCACCCAUUUUGGCCAGCCGUGGUCAAGAGUGUCAGCCCAACCCAGCAGACUGCAAGGGUGCUUUUGAUUGAGGCCAACAUGAACUGUGAGAAGAGUGGCAUUCAAGUUCCUCUUCGAAGGUUGAAGCAUCUGGAUUAUAAUGGCAAAGAAAAGCUAAUGAAGAGAGCCAGAAAACUAUACCAGGAAAGUGUCAACUGGUGCUUCUCACUGAUUUCCAGCUACAGAGAAGGGCUUGUUAGUGGGUCUUUUGUGGGCUCUUUCCUGGACUAUUAUGCUGCUGACAUCAGUUACCCCAUGAGGAAAGCCAUCCAAGAAGGGGAUCUGCAGAUGGAUUUCCCCAAGGUGAAUUAUUCUGACCUGGAAGAUUCUGAGGAGGAGACCUCUGUGGCUGCAAAGAGGCACUGCAAGAGAAUCCUCCCUGACCGGAUGAGGGCUGCUCGGGACCGAGCCAACCAGAAGCUGGUGGACUUCAUCGUGAAAAGAAAGGGGGCCGACUCGCAUCUUCUGGACAUCGUCAAAGGCAGGAAAGAAUCCAAGUGGCUGGAAUCAUUUAUGAAGUCAGAGAGGUAUGUGAUCUGCGUUGAAACAUACCUGGAGGACGACGAUCAGCUGGAUGUGGUGGUAAGCCAUUUACGAGAAAUCUACAAACACGUAGACAAGAAAGCACUGGCUCUGACGAGAGAUGACCCAGUGAGCUUCCUUCUGGAAGUUCUUCUGCCAGAAGCAAUCAUUUGUUCAGUUGCUACAGUGGAUGGAUUGGACUACAAGGAGGCAGAAGCAAAGUACCUGCAAGGGCCACCUGUGUAUUACCGGGAAAAAGAACUGUUUGAUCAGAAAAUCUUGAAGAAAUUAAGAAAGACAUCAACUGAGAGGUACAAGGCUAAACUCUCCCCCUGUGCCCAACAGGGCAUCAGGCAGACUUGUCAGCCACACCAUUAGCAACAAUCCCCGUCUGUAUGAACUGCAUGAUCCUCCCACUCCACAUGGCAUGUAAACACCUUCUGGAAAUCCAAGGCCUCAGGAACACACUUGAAUUCACUCUGGAUCCAUCUCCAGCACCUGCGAGUGGCAUGGUCAUCAUCAGUUUCUUCUUCCCCAAACCCUCACGCCACUAACUUGUUAAAAUAUUGUAAACGUCUGUACUUCCCUCUACUUGCCCAGUUGUCUAGUUUUCCAGAUAUUUUCUCAACAUGGCUUUUGACUCUACAUCAUAUUUUAAAGGUAGACAUGCAUUCUUUUAUUACAUGAAAAACCCUUAUGUCGG